This is a messenger RNA of Boeremia exigua, 2225 nucleotides long. RefSeq lists its product as uncharacterized. Gene Ontology annotation, biological process: protein deubiquitination. The record is from RefSeq and is a predicted model, not a curated record. Gene Ontology annotation, cellular component: nucleus; cytosol. The coding region runs from base 181 to 1989 and encodes 602 amino acids. The transcript has a single exon. Gene Ontology annotation, molecular function: cysteine-type deubiquitinase activity; cysteine-type endopeptidase activity. Lineage: Eukaryota; Fungi; Ascomycota; Dothideomycetes; Pleosporales; Didymellaceae.
UGACGGGCAGCCGGCAGUCUGCUACCAUGGAGGACACGCCCGCCUGCAACACUCGCCAGCCCUGCCCCCGCUCGCCCUGCAUCCGUCGCACGCGCCCAACGCGCCCUCUGCCCGCCGGCCACCGCUGGGCCCCCGUCUGCUGCUGCACCCGCGGCCAAUCCCUGCCCGCGGCGCACCGCAAUGCCUGAGCGGGCGUCACAAAUCGCAACCUACGCGGCCGGCGCCUCGCUCGCCGCCAUCACGCUCGUCUACGUCUUCGGGCCCACCUUCUUCCUCGACGACGAGGCCACCAGCAGCAGCACCAAGAAAAAGGGCGUCGUCGGGCUCAGCAAUGCCGCCAACGACUGCUUCAUCAACUCGGUGCUGCAGGCCCUCGCCGGCCUGCCCGACCUGCGCAUCUACCUGAUCCGCGAGACCCACCGCCGCAAGCUGGACGCCCCGGAGGUGUACUUGGUUGAUCCGGCGCAGCCGAGUGCCGACGCCGCGCCCGCCCGCCCGGGGAAGCUCGAGGGUCUGCAGAAGGGGCUGCUGACGUACGGCCUCAAGGAGAUGCUCGACCGCCUGAACGAGCGCCCCAUCUACAAGAAGACCAUCUCGCCGCAGUCCUUCAUCCGCGCCCUCGAGCACGCCUUUGGCACGCGCAUCAGCCGCCAGCAGCAGGACGCCCAGGAGUUCCUGCAGAUCGUCACCGAGCGCCUGUGCGACGAGUACCACGCGGGGACCAAGGCCAGGCGACACGCAUUCCUCCACGGCAUCACCUUGGAGAGCGGGGAGGGCGCACCGGCGCGGCACGAUCUUGAGGAGCAGCCGAACGAGGCACCGCACAGCCACAACGAUGACGAGCAUGCCCCCCUGUCCGACGAAGAGGGCUUCCCGUUCGAGGGCAGGAUCGAGUCCCAGAUCGAGUGUCUGACGUGCCACUUCAAGCCGAAGCCCUCGUCCUCGGCGUUUGUGACCUUGACCCUCAGCGUGCCGCAAGCCUCGUCGGCCACCCUCAAUGCCUGCUUCGACGGCAUGCUGAAGGUCGAGCACAUUGACGACUUCAGAUGCGAGUGGUGUCGACUCGACCACGCCGUGAAGAGCAAAGAGAAGGCCCUUGAGACUGCCACAGACCCUGACAUCAAAGCGCGGUUGACGUCUGACAUCGCCAAGAUCAAGCAGGCCCUCGAGGACGACCCUGAAAACCCACCCGAGGACGUCGAGUUUCCAGACUCGAAACUGGUGCCAAAACGCCGCAUAGCGCGUCACAUGUAUAUAUCGCUAUUUCCCAAGGUCCUUGCUAUCCACCUUUCGCGAUCCAUGUUCGCCGUUGGAUCCGUCUCGACGAAAAAUUUGGCCAAGGUCUCGUUCCCGGAGUCGUUGCCGCUUGGCGGUCUGCUGCAUCGCAAGAACUACAAGCUGCUCGGCAUGGUCACACACAAGGGCAGCCACAACAGCGGACACUACGAGUCGUUCCGCCGUCAGGUGCAGCCCAUACCCUUCUCCACCCCUGCUUCGUUCGGCCUCGAAGGCGCAUACAGUCGCCAAGCGAGCCCGCUGCCAUCUGCUGCCGCUUCAGCGAUGCAGAGCCCCCGGCUGUCCUACACACACUUGGACGGCGCCAGCGACCCUGCAUCGCCCAUUCCCUCGCACCUGACACUGGACUCGCCAUCCCUACAGUCGCUGUCAUCGAAUUCGUCGCAGAGUACAGCCGGCCCGCGCGGACCAGCACCGACAUCUGCGCCCCGGACUGACAGCGACUCACUCCACCCAUCGCCCGCAUCCGGGGAGUCAAAGCUAUCGCGAACACAGAGUCUGCGAUCGAUGAAAGACAAGGCAUCAGAGAAGGCGCAGUCAAUGGUCGAGAACAGCCCCCUCAAGCGCAAGUCCAGGCGCACAGUCAACCGCUGGUGGCGCAUCAGUGAUGACAAGAUCAAGGAGAGCAAGACGAGCGAGGUGCUUGGCAUGCAGAAGGAGGUGUAUCUGCUCUUCUACGAGCUCGACCGGUGACGGCAUACCGAGAGGUCAUUUCUUACUGCAUAUAACGGCGGCUUUCAUACAUGCAUUUCCCCAUCUAGACUUAGACUAGAUCACUUUCGCUCUCAUCCAGCGGCGCUGUAGUUGGUACGAUAAGGCUAAGGCGCUAUUAAUCAUCAUUGAUCUCAUUGGUCAAUGCCACAUGUAUACAACCUCCACAUGUACACCUCGAGCCUUGUGAGCAGACGCCAUAGGCGAUCGUUGACUGA